AUGGCGUACGACAUGUCGAGCGGGUAUGCGCCGCCCAGCACAAGCAACAUGCAAGACGAUGCAUCGCUACCCAUGUUCAACAUAGAGCGCGUGUCCCUGCAGUUCAACAUAUCUUCCGACUUUGUAGCCGCUGCCGUGGCGAACAAUGUCCUCAUACUCGCCCUCUCGACGGGCCGCAUUCUGCGAAUCGAUCUGGAUAGUCCCGCAGACAUUGACGACAUUGACCUGCCGAAGAAGCCCUCGGAAAUCGGCGUCAUCAAGCGCCUGUUCCUCGACCCCUCGGCAUCCCAUCUGAUAAUAACCACGACCCUCGCCGAGAACUACUAUCUUCACACACAAUCGCGUACGCCAAAGGCACUGUCGAGACUAAAAGGAGUCGUGAUAGAGAGCAUAUCGUGGAAUCCGUCGCAACCCACCGCAUCAACAAGGGAGAUUCUUAUUGGGGCGUCAGACGGCAAUGUGUACGAAGUCUACAUUGAGCCCUCAUCUGAAUUCUACAGGAGAGAAGAGAGAUACCUUAAGAGCGUAUACAGGACAAAUGAUGGUCCCAUUACUGGGUUAUGGACAGACACCGUGGCUGGGCGGUCAGAUCUGCGGCGCGUCAUCGUAGCUACACCAUCGACUUUUCUACAUUUUGCAGGUAAAGUCGGACGCCAGGGACACGAGGGAAGCGGAUCCAUCUUCUCCAGACUCUUUGAAAGCGAAUCGGCAACAGUGCACGAAGUGUCGAAUGUGGCUCCUACCGCGACCUCGUUGUUGGCCGUCUCUCCGGAGAAUCAAGAGAGCCAUAACAGAGAGGACGCGCAUGCGGAGAGAGUAUUCGGCUGGCUCACAUCACAAGGUGUGUUGCAUGGCAAGCUGUACAUGUCACAGGACACCUCGGAGCUUGGCGGCAAGGUCCUUGGUGAUGCAAAGAUGCUGCCAAGAUCUCAGAUACCGCCUUCACAGACUGCCAGCGGGCGCACUCGCAGAACGCAAGAUGCGGUCAGUUCCAUGGUCCUGAGCCAGUGGCAUAUCCUCCAACUGGUUGAAGGCAGGAUUGUCGCCAUCAACCGACUUGAUGACACUGUCAUUCUGGACCAAGUCGUGCUUGAUCCUGGACAAAGCGCAUUAGGCCUGGUGGCGGACUUGAAGAAAAAUACAUACUGGCUUUUCACUACUCAGGAGAUAUUCGAGGUCGUAAUAACAGACGAGAGUAGGGACGUGUGGAAGAUUAUGCUCAAGUCGCAACAGUUUGAGGCGGCGUCACAGUACGCCAAAACACCGGCACAAAAGGACGCAGUAGCCACAGCGUCUGGAGACUAUCUCGUCGGGAAGAAUCAGUUUAUGGAAGCAGCGACUGUGUACGGUCGGAGCACAAAGCCGUUUGAGCAAGUCGCCCUGACAUUCAUCGAUAAUGGCGAACAAGACGCGCUCCGGAAGUACCUGGUGACCAAAUUGUCAACGUUGAAGAAAGGCGCCAUCAUGCAGCGGACCAUGGUGGCCGUAUGGCUGAUUGAACUCUACAUGGCCAAGCUUAAUACGCUAGACGACACCAUCACGACCAAAGCAGAGCUCUCUGAGAGUAUGAACACAGCCGAAACGCAUGACCAACUCUCGGUUAUUCGCAAGGAGUACCAGGACUUUGUUUCCAAGUACAAAGCAGACUUGGACCGCAAGACGGUGUACGAAAUCAUCAGCAGCCAUGGCCGGGAAGAAGAGCUGCUCUACUUUGCGACAGUCGUGAACGAUUACAACUACGUGCUCUCAUACUGGGUCCAGCGAGAGCGAUGGCAGGAAUCUCUGGGCGUUCUCAAGAAGCAGACGGAUCCAGAGAUCUUCUACAAGUACAGUUCGGUGCUCAUGGCGCAUGUACCAGUCGAGCUUGUGGAUAUCAUGAUGCGCCACUCUACCUUUGAUGCGCAGAAGCUCAUCCCCGCGUUCCUUAACUACAACAACCACACCAAAGUCCCUCUACACCAGAACCAAGCGGUCCGCUAUCUCCUUUUUGAAAUCAACCAACACAACUCGACAGACGCUGCAAUCCACAACACCCUCAUCUCCAUCUACGCAUCCCAUCCCACGACGGACGAAUCGGCGCUGCUGGCCUAUCUCGAAGGCCAAUCACUUGCUCACGAGCAGAACUACGACGCCGACUUCGCCCUCCGCCUGUGCAUCCAGCACAAGCGCGUACAGUCCUGCGUGCACAUCUACAGCUGGAUGCAACAAUACGUGCAAGCCGUCGAUCUCGCCCUCAAAUACGACGAAGUCGACCUGGCAUCCUCGGUCGCCGACCGCUCAAACACAGAGCCCGCUCUACGCAAAAAGCUGUGGCUCGCCAUUGCCAAAAAGGUCAUUUCGCAAUCCAGCGGCAUCAAAACCGCCAUCGAGUUCCUGCGCCGUGUCGACCUCCUCCGCAUCGAAGACCUGAUCCCGUUCUUCCCAGACUUUGUCGUCAUCGACGACUUCAAAGAGGAGAUUUGCGCCGCCCUCGAGGACUACAGCCGCAAGAUCGACAGCCUCAAGCAGGAAAUGGACGAUAGCGAAGCAACAGCUACACACAUCAAAUCAGACAUCAAGGCCCUCGAGCAGCGCUAUGCCAUCGUCGAGCCCGGCGAGCGCUGCUACGUGUGCGGUCUCCCGCUGCUCGCACGCCAGUUCUUUGUUUUCCCCUGCCAGCACGCGUUCCACAGCGAUUGCCUCGCCAAGCGCGUCGUCGAGCUCGCGGGCAUCGCGCGCGGAAAACGCAUCGCAGAGUUGCAGGUCGAGGUCCAGAAGGGCAUUAAGACGGGUGCCGGCAGGGAGAGGGCCAUCAAGGAGUUGGAUGCCCUCGUCGGGAGUAGCUGCGAACUCGCUGUCAAGCUCGUCAAUGAGCCUUUUAUCAGCGCAAACGAUAACAAGGAGGAGUGGGCGUUGUAG
Exserohilum turcica Et28A is the source of this 2898-nucleotide messenger RNA. RefSeq lists its product as uncharacterized. The record is from RefSeq and is a predicted model, not a curated record. Bases 1 to 2898 code for a protein of 965 amino acids. The transcript has 3 exons. Gene Ontology annotation, biological process: vacuole organization; vesicle-mediated transport; intracellular protein transport. Lineage: Eukaryota; Fungi; Ascomycota; Dothideomycetes; Pleosporales; Pleosporaceae. Gene Ontology annotation, cellular component: HOPS complex; endosome. Gene Ontology annotation, molecular function: protein-macromolecule adaptor activity.